AUGGCAAAUCUAGCUGCUAGAAAUCAAGAUCGAGAAAUGAUGGAAGUUGAUCGUGUAGGAGUAAAAAUUGAUUAUAGAACAGUAUCUCAACGAUUCUCAUGUCAAGAUCCACAAACACUUGCUGAUGGAUUACGCCAUCUUCAGCAACAUGGUUAUACAGUUAUAUCAGAUGUAUUAGACGAAUCAGAAGUCAAUAUAGCAAAGAAUCUUAUAUGGCAGCAUUUAGAAGGUCUUAAAUCUCCAUAUAAGAUAAAACGAGGACAAAUACAAACAUGGAAUCAGUGGCCAGGUAGACAUGAAGCUGGAAUUGUUGAAGAUUUUGGUAGUGGAAAUUCACAAGCUCAAUGGUUUGUUCGUUCUGUACCUGCAGUUAAAGAUGUAUUUGCUGAAAUUUGGCAGACACGAGAUUUAUUAUGUUCAAUGGAUGGUAUUGGCAUUUUUAGACCUUGGCAUUUAAACCCACAAGUUCAACGAAGAGAUAUUGAGAAUAAUACGAAUCCGUGGAAAACUGUAGGAGCUAAUUGGCAUGUUGAUCAAAGUCCAGUGACAAAACCAGAUCGUGUUUGUGUUCAAGGUAUCAUUAAUUUAUUACCAGCCGAUGAAACAACUGGUGGAUUAAUGGUUAUACCUGAAGGAUAUGGUUUAUUAAUUCAUGCUCAACCAGGUGAUUUAUUAUUAUGGGAUUCUCGUACUGUUCAUUGUAAUACACCUUCUUUUGUAACACCACGACAACAACCAUUGAAUAAUGAUCCAAUACCUAGUUUAUUGAGAAUGAUUAGUUAUGUAUGUAUGACACCAUUAGCAUUUGCAGAAAAUCCAGAUGAAUUAAUUAAUCGUCGAUUAGAUGCAUUUCGUUAUCGAUUAACAACGUCACAUUGGCCACAUGAAUAUCAAACUAUGGGUGGAGAAAUAUCAAGGGGUGAAAAUACUAUUGAAUUGACAGAUUAUCAACGAAAUCUCAUUUUAGGAGUUGAUUAA
This is a messenger RNA of Adineta steineri, 978 nucleotides long. NCBI's taxonomy places the organism in Eukaryota, Metazoa, Rotifera, Eurotatoria, Adinetida, Adinetidae. The record is from the annotation of a GenBank genome assembly.